AUGUGGGAGCUGCUGGGCCAGCUCGACACGGCCGUGCUCCGGAGCGGCCGCGUGUCCAUGGAGGAGGCCUUCCGCCACUUCAUCUUCAUCCACGAGUACGCGGCGUUGAAGUUUGAAGGCGAGGAGACGGAGCUCGUGACCGUGCUCGACGUCGCGGGGCUCCGCUUCAGCGAGGUGAACUCGUUCCUCCUGCGCCUCGUCGCGACGGCGUCGGACGUGCUGAACAACCUCGCGCCCUUCCGCGUGCGGCGCAUCUUCAUCCUCAACGCGCCGUCGUGGUUCGGCGCGGCGUGGGCGGGCGUGCGGCGCGUGCUGCCCGCGGAGACGCGGCACAAGGUCACGAUCGUCGGCGCGGACUACGCGUCGACCCUCGCGGAGCUGGCGGACCACGACGAGCUGCCGUCGACCUACGGGGGCGGCGGCCCGCCGCUGAGCCAGGCCGAGGACGAGCUCGACAUGCUCGAGGCCGUCUGCGUGCUCAACUCGGGCGGCGCGGUCGACUUCCUCGAGCGGGGCUCGGACUCCGACGCGUCCCCGGCGUCGGCGUCGCCGCAGCGCGCGGCGUCGCCGGAGGUGGGAUCGCCGGACGCGCCCGCGUCGCCCGCGCCGCGGCCGCGGUGGGCGCCGUGGCGAAUGCCCGCCGCGCCGCGCGCGCACCUCGGCGCGGCCAACGACUUCUACUACUGCGACCAGCGCAGGCGCUGGGUGCUGCGCGGCGACGAGGAGGACGGCGCGGCGCCGGGCGGCGGCGACGCCGACGAGGACGCGCUCGUCGUCGCCAUCCAGGCCGCGACGCUCCGGCGGUCGAUGUCGUCGGAGAAGGCGCUCGGCUCGCUCAAGGCGCGGACGGCCGACGACCUCAUGCGCACGCUGCCCGAGGCCUUCUCCGUGCCCGGCCACCAGAGGCGCGCGCCGGCGCGCCGCGGCGCGCCGCCGCCGCCGCGGACGCGCGCGGAGUCGCUCGAGCUCGACGACGACGGCGACGACGGCCGCGAGGAUUUGGGCGACCCCGCGCUGGCCGUCGGCCUCUACCUGGGCCUGGGCCUGACCUGGGCCUGCCAGUCCUUCCUCUUCGCCGCCGCGCCGACGUGGCUCCUCGGGCCCGCGUCGCGCGGCGGGCUGGGCUUCCGCGCGGCGGACGCGGCGGGCGCGGCCGUCGCCGCGUGCGGCGCGCUGGGGCUGCUGCGCUGGCGCUGCUCCGAGGCCCUCGCGCGCAUGCCGGAGCGCGCGCCGCUGCGGGCCUACCGCGUCGCCACGGCGCUCGGCGUCGUCGUCAACGUCGCCGCGCCGACCUACGCGAAGAGCCUCGCGGACGACCGCCUGCCCCGCGACUCGUCGGCCGUGCACGUCGCCGUCGCGCUCACGGGCGCCGCCUGGCUCCUGGGCGCGCGCUUCGCGACGGACGCGGCGGACGCGGCCGCGGCGAUGAUGCUCCAGUCCCACGCGACGUCGCGCGCGGUCGCGGCCGCGGGCCUGUCGGACGCGGGCCGCGUCGCGGGCGCGCUCCUGGCGACCCUGGUCGUGCCCCGGGCGCUCGAGGCCGGCGCCCACGCGGCGACGGGCCUCUACGCGGCCGCGGGCGCCAGCGCGCUGCUCUACGCGCUCUCCGUCGCCGUCUACCGCCGCGUGCUCGGCGACGUCUCCGACGACGGCGCCGGCGGCGCCUGCGCCGUCUUCCUCGAGGUCCCCGCCCGCGACGUCCAGCGCCUCGUCGACGACUGCAUCGAGAGCGGGUGA
Messenger RNA from Aureococcus anophagefferens, 1737 nucleotides. RefSeq lists its product as hypothetical. The coding region runs from base 1 to 1737 and encodes 578 amino acids. The record is from RefSeq and is a predicted model, not a curated record. The transcript has a single exon. Lineage: Eukaryota; Pelagophyceae; Pelagomonadales; Pelagomonadaceae.